Molecule: messenger RNA, 963 nt
Organism: Aspergillus steynii IBT 23096
Lineage: Eukaryota; Fungi; Ascomycota; Eurotiomycetes; Eurotiales; Aspergillaceae
Product: glycosyltransferase family 32 protein
Exons: 1
Coding region: 1-963 (320 amino acids)
Biological process (GO): protein N-linked glycosylation
Cellular component (GO): mannan polymerase complex
Molecular function (GO): alpha-1,6-mannosyltransferase activity
Source: RefSeq, a predicted model, not a curated record
AUGCAGUUGGUUGUCCCUCGUCCGAGGACCUCUUCAGGGACGACUCCGACCAGCGAUGUUUCAAAUCCACAACAAAGUCUCUCGCCCAGUGGGCUGAAGAACCUUUCAGUUGAUUCCAAUACCGCAAUUUGGAGAAUCCCAGACAAAGUGUGGCAUUCUGCCAAAGACGAGAAUGUGUCGGAACAGCAACGCGGGUGGAUCAACAGCUGGACAAAGACAAAUCCCUCUUGUCGCCAAGAGCUACUGACCGAUCGCUCUGGGGAGGAAUUCGUUCGCAUUCAUUUCCAAGAAACUCGACCGGAUAUUGUCGAGGUCUACCAAGCAAUCCCGAUCCCGAUCUUGCGCGCAGACCUUCUUCGUUACUUGAUAGUGCUCGCGGAGGGCGGCUAUUGGAGUGAUCUGGACGUCACAUCAAAGAAACCAAACAGUCACUGGGUGCCGUCGGAAUAUAAGACUCGCAAUAUUGAUAUGGUUGUUGGGUUGGAAUUUGACUUUGCAUACCGGGGACCGGGGACAGAGGUUGCAUCCCAGUUCUGUAACUGGGUGUUCGCAGCGCAACCGUCCUCGCGUAAUCUCCAAAUAAUUGUUGACUCCGUUAUCAGCAAACUAAAAGAGGUCGCCCAGGCUAAUGGCGUCGCUGUCUCGGGUAUCAAGCUGGAGAUGCUGAAGGACGUUGUCAAUGUGACCGGACCUAAGAUCAUGACGAUUGCGAUCUUAGAAAGCCUAGGCCAGUUGUUAGGCCGGACCGUCGAUGACCGCGACUUCUCAGGAAUCAAACACCCGAAACUGAUUGGGGAUGUUCUUAUCAUGCCAGCCGUUUCGUUUGCUGCAUCUCAAAAUGGAUAUCCGACAGACCAAGGCUAUGCCCUCGUGACACACCACUACGAGGGUUCGUGGAAGCAGGCGGAUGCUGAGGCGAAAGCAAGGAAGAAACAGAAAGAACAGGAACAGCAAACACAAUGA